GGCAACCACUCCUCGGGAGCAGCGGAACUCCGUAGGGAGCUCCGGGAAGGAGAAGCCGAGGGACUCUUUUCCCCCGGCGGAGGGACGCCCCCAGGCCGGCGCGCUGCGUCCCUCCUCGCCCCUCCGCCGGCCAGCGGCGAGGACGCUUCCGACCCCGGCGGGCUGCGCUGGGCGAGGCCGCGCCCGACCCCGGCGGGCAUGGAGGCCCCGGAGGGCAGCGAGGCCGCCGGAGGGCAGCGGGGGCCAAUGACAUCCACGCCCAAAGAGCACCAUCCUCCUCCGGGCCUCCCCGACCGAACUGAUUCAGCAACAUCUUUAGAUAGUGACAGCUCAGGAGAAGACUGGCUUAUAAAAGUUUGCUGUCCAAAAGCCCGGCAUCGAUAUCGUAGAUAUGCCCAAGCAAAAAAGCAAAUAUCAUUACAGCCUACAAAGACUGGAUUCUCGCAUUUGGAUAAAGAAGAGGAUUUUAUAGCGCUUACAGAAUGGAUGCCUAUUACACCUUACCAGGUCUAUCCUGGAGUGCCAAGGCAGGAAAGUACAGACUUGGAGUGGCUCAUAAGACUUCGCUGUCCAAGGGCCCAAAUGGAGCAGAUGAGGGCGGAGCGAAAGCAAGUGAGUGACCCUCCUCAGAACUGCCCGGUCCUUCAGCUGCUUUGCAAAAUGUCUCCCUGCCUCGUCUUCCUGCUGCUCCUCCAGCUGCUGCUUCUGAGCCCCCUUCUGACGCUUCAGCUUCUGAACUAUCUCUACCUACACAGCAGCCUCCACCUUCAGAACACGAGCCUCUUCGUGACUUCAGCGCUUACCAUUCCCAUAACCCUUUCUUUCUCCCUAUACCUCCACCGAUCCAGUCCUACAGGAGAUAUCAGGCUCGGCCCAAGAAUAGUGACACUACAAAAUAUCCUUGAAGACGGAAGACGCUUGGGGUCCCUUCAGUGCCAUGGCCUGCAAAAAGCGCCAGCCACGGUAGACAAGGGCAGUGCAUUUUUAGAAAGCUAUAAUACUUCCUCUUAUGAUCCUUUCUUUCUGAAGUAUUCUACAAACACUUGCAAGGUUUCAGUUCCACCUUUAUACGAUCCCUUGUUAAAGGAGAUACGAGGAAGAUACCUUGAGGCUGGCAUUAUUCAGCAGUGUGACACAGGAAAAGUAUUUUCCUCCAAAGAGAUGAAUGAGCUCCAUAAGGCAGAACUGCCACUCCUUCCGUUGAGUCGGCAACUUAUGAAUCCAAUAGAGUGGUUAAAAAUUCCAGCUGGGUACAUAGAAAGUGAGAUUCGUCAAAAGAGCCGGAGAAAAAUGCGCACAUCUAGAAACCUGACUUCUGUGGAUUUCAAGAGGUAGGGGGACCCGUCCUGGCUUCUGAUGAACGAGAGUGGCUCUGCCAGGAAACCAGAUUUCACCCGCAUGCCCUGUCUUUUGACAAAUCAGAUACUAACUGGCUCAUCAGUUUGGAAACCAGCAAUAAAAUCUGCUUCCCAAUGAUAUGCCUUUGAAAUGGAUUCCUUAUAUAAGAUGCAAACCAAAAGCAGUGUGGAUUCUGAGCCACAGUUAGCAGGAUAGAGCCCCAGCUAUUGCAUUAGAUUAGACAAAGGUAGCUCAGGAAGAUGCAUGGCAAGCAACAGCAGUGAUAUAUUUAUUCCCCCAAGUUAGGAGUUCUACCCUGUGUACAGCACUUUUUUACUUUUGAGUAUAGCAGUGCCGUACAUAUGAAACAUCCUAGAACAAAUAAAACUGUUUCUGUCUGGCAUAAUGUUCCAGGAACACAUGGAUUAAGUCCUUUACAGAUGUGCACAAACCUGAGCACUAUAACCGUUACUGAUUCUGGCCACAGCACAAUAACAUAAAGCACAAACCUAUUAACAGUAGGGAAUCCUCCUGCACAGAAGUGGGUUUGAAACAUAGCGAGGGAUAUAUUACACUCUUAUAUGUAGACAACUAAAUGCACUAUUUAGUUGAAGACAAUACUAUGGUUUCAUCUUUCAUAAAAUCUACCUUCCAAAAAGAGUGGGGCUUGCGUAGAAGAAGAUGCUUUUGGUGUAGAUCAUCCACUUACCUUGCUGCAGUUGGUUCAGUUGAAAAGCAGAGGGGGGCAUUAUACCAAGUAUUAUGCACUGGUAUCUAACAGCUGGUAAUGUUGACCUUGUGUGACCCAAAACCAGGUCCUAAAAGGUUACUGAUUUUGUAAGAAACAGUCAGUCAAGUUAUUAAGGACGCAGUACUCUUAGACAGUUGUUAGUCCCUUGCAAUAAUGUGAAAGAUACCAUUUACUCAGUCUGAGAUCCAGUUGGCAUGACCAUGGCAGCUGUACAAAAUAGAUAUAUAAAGGAGCAGUAGCAACAGCUGAUAAACAGAUUGAGACAGUCCAGCCAGAACUUGUAUCAUCUGCCAGGAGCAAACACCUGAUAGUUGGACAGCCCCUUCAUGCCCCUGGUGUAUGAAACCGAUGAAUGAAGAUGGCAGUUUGGAUGAACACUGUAGAGUGUCUACUAAGGAACUUUGCUCUCUCCAAGAUAUUAUCCUGAAGUGUGUCAAUUCUUGAGAAAUUUUUGCAGAUGCCCUGCAACACACACACAAUUUAGGCAAACUAGUUGAAAUGAUUAAUACUGGUAUUAUUAAAAUAGUAAUAUUGAAGGCCUUUGUUGCUUUAAAAUUUGUACCAAUUCAUCUGUUUAUUCAUUGCAGAAGUGUGGUGAUUUUGUUAUAUUUCAAGUAUGUAUUGAGUUAGAUGUAGAUACUUGCUCAAGUAAAUGUGAAAUAGCUGUUUGUUUUUAUUCCUGCCCAGGAAAAGUUGUCACAAUCCAGUUUUUGGAAUGUGGGAUCUGACUUUGAAUUGAAUAUAUGCUCUAGGAAAAUCACAUUAAAAUAAAAUAAGAUAAGAUAAAAAUAGAAAUAAUUAAACACAGAAAACUUUUAUUCAGGUCAAGUUUGCAAUUCUGUUAAAACUUGUUAAGCAAUAUAGCACCUAAAGGAUGCAACUCCGCUAACUUUGCAUUGAAAGCAGUACUGAAAUAGCAGAGAGUUGAGUGAAAGAUGCAGAGGAGGUCCUGCCUAUUUAUGUCCAGUGCCUGAAACUGGCAACUUCUGCUGCCAGCCUUUUUGCACUUCUUCUCCAAGGUGCAGCUGUGCUUCAGGUCUUUUGCACAGGAGAACAAUCCAGUGGGCACUUUUGCCUCUUCGCGUCCAAGAGGACGAUCUGUCUUGCUGAAUAUUUAAUUCCAUUGUAUCCUAUGAGCAGUACCCGUAACAAGUAUGAUUUACAUUUUGUUUAUAUUUUCUUGAAUGUAGUUCCUGUGUUUUUCACAUUCAGAGGUACAAUAAAAUAUACUUUUGAAAAUCA
Messenger RNA from Podarcis muralis (Common wall lizard), 3331 nucleotides. NCBI's taxonomy places the organism in Eukaryota, Metazoa, Chordata, Lepidosauria, Squamata, Lacertidae. The record is from RefSeq and is a predicted model, not a curated record.